Messenger RNA from Bacillus rossius redtenbacheri, 1933 nucleotides. Its product is annotated as glutathione synthetase-like. Gene Ontology annotation, biological process: glutathione biosynthetic process. The record is from RefSeq and is a predicted model, not a curated record. Gene Ontology annotation, cellular component: cytosol. Bases 332 to 1828 code for a protein of 498 amino acids. The transcript is spliced from 11 exons. Gene Ontology annotation, molecular function: ATP binding; glutathione binding; glutathione synthase activity. NCBI's taxonomy places the organism in Eukaryota, Metazoa, Arthropoda, Insecta, Phasmatodea, Bacillidae.
AUUUCGUUUAUUUCGUAAUUCUAUUUCAUGGAAAAAUUAAAUCAUUAAGUCAUUAUCGUGCAAUAGUUUUCUUUAAUAUAAUCGUAAAAAAAAAAAUAAUGUACGGACCUGGAUCGGGAAAUACGGUCCAAAUGACAUUUUCGUACGGACAUUUUUUGCUCAAGGGUUGGCAACGCUGGUCGUAGAUUGUAUUUAUGAGUUAAAUAAGUUUCAAUGUCAUGAUCGGUGUGAGAGUGGAUCUAUAAUUUGUGAUGAUAUAGACAAAUAUCAAUUGAAUGAACAGGAUUUAGGUUUGUUUUGCCGUGUGUCCGCGCUACUGUUUUAAAUUGACAUGGCAUCAGUGCCACACUUGGAUGCGUGCAUUUCUCUGCCACUCGAAAAUGAGGUUUUGGAGGACAUAAUUGAAAAGGCCAGGGAUUGGGCGCUCAUGCAUGGGGUCUGCAUGAGGUCCAGAAGCAGCUUCAGCAAAGACACCCUGCAGUUCGCCCCGUUCGUCCUGCUGCCCUCGCCGUUCCCGCGGAAGGAGUUCCAGAAGGCCGUGUCCAUACAACCCAUACUGAACGAGCUGAUGCACAAGGUGGCCAAUGAUCAUGAGUUUCUUUCGGAAACUCUUAAAAGCACCAUUGAAGUUGAUCCUUUUACAAGAAAUUUAUUCAAAAUUUAUGAGACUGUGCGACAAGAGGGAAUAACUCAGCCAAUACGGCUAGGCCUGUUCAGGUCGGACAUAAUGCUGGAAACCAUCUGCACGAGGAACGGUGUCCCGUCGAUGUGCGAGCCUUACUGCUGCUGGAAGCAGGUGGAGAUUAACACAAUUGCCUCGGGCUUCGGCUGGCUCGGGCCCUCCUCCUCGGCCGUGCAGAGAUAUGUGUUACAAGAACUUGGCCAUGGUGAUAAAAUAAAAAAUCUCCCCAAAAAUUCUGCUCUUGAGGGCCUGACAGACGGACUUGCGACUGCAUGGAAGAUGUACGGUGAUCCCAAUGCCGUGGUGAUGAUGGUGGUGGAAGAUGUGUCGUACAACAUCUGCGACCAGAGGUUCCACGAGUUCCACCUGAGGGAGCGCCACCCCGAGAUACGGGUCGUGAGGAGAACGCUGACGCAGAUAGCGGCCUGGGGUCAGCUGGGACCCAAGAAAGAGCUCCGAGUGAGGGGGGACGCGGUGGCGGUGGUGUACUUCCGCGCGGGCUACUCGCCCGACCACUACCCCGGCCAGGCGGCCUGGGACGCCCGGCUGCUGCUGGAGCGGUCGCGGGCCGUCAAGUCCCCCUCCAUCCAGCACCACCUGGCGGGCACCAAGAAGGUGCAGCAGGCGCUGGCCCGGCCGCUCGUCGUGGAGCGCUUCCUGGCGGAGCCCGCCAAGGUCGACGCCGUGCGCGAGAUCUUCACCGGCCUCUACUCCCUCGACUUCGACGAGUUUGGUGAGAAGGCCAUGCGCAUGGCCCUGGACAGCCCUGAGAAGUACGUGCUGAAGCCGCAGCGAGAAGGCGGGGGCAACAACGUGUACGGCUCGGAGAUCCGAGACGCCCUGCUGGCCAUGAAGGACUCCAAGGAGCGCACGGCCUGGAUACUCAUGGAGCGGAUAAACCCCCCGAGCCAGAAGGGCUACGUGGUCCGCCCGGGACUGGAAGGGCUGCCCCCCUUGACGGAUCUCGUCUCGGAGCUGGGGAUAUUCGGGGUCAUUAUCGGUGACGGUGCAGACAUAGUCGUGAACCAGCAGGUGGGCCACAUGCUGCGCACCAAACACAGCUGUGCCGACGAGGGCGGAGUAGCGGCCGGCCUCGGGGCUCUGGACAGCCCGUACUUGGUCGACGACGUCAGAGGUUGUCCUUGACGCGCGCCUUACUCCACCAGGUCAUGAACUGUCUUUGAGAUGUGACAUUUUUGUUAGUAAGGUUUUUUUGUAUCAAGGUAUAUAUUAUAUAUUUUCAUUACUACA